AUGGCUUCCGAACCCAGCAAUACUUCCAACAAAUUAUCAGAACAAGAGCCAACAAAUGGCGCCAAUCUCCCAGCGCAGCCAUCCAGCGCAACUGAGCCUGCCGAUGAGAGCAAACCUACUUCAGACAUCAAGACCUUUAAUGAAGUGAAAUCUACCGAUGAGACGAAACCCCACUCACAGGUUCCCACAUCUGCAGAUACAGCUCCCAAGGAAUCUGUUACCGAGUCGAAUGUGGGUGAAAAGCGGGAGCACGAAGUAAUACCCACGACAGUGGAAGCUGCCAAAACUGGCGCCGAUGAUGCAACGGAGCCUGCAACCAAGAAGAAGAAAAAGAAUGAUGCGGAGAAGAACGGGCCAAAGACCGUUCCAUCAAUUCCUACGACUGCGAAGCACACCAAGAAAGGCCAAACUACAAAUGGGGACAAGAAGAAGGAUGGGCGAUCGAAAGUUGCAAAGGAGCCUGCCAAAAGAGACCCUCCCAUGGAUGGAAUUAGUAGUCGAACUCGCAGUCGCACUAAGGUUGCUCCUUGA
Messenger RNA from Aspergillus niger, 531 nucleotides. RefSeq lists its product as uncharacterized. The coding region runs from base 1 to 531 and encodes 176 amino acids. Lineage: Eukaryota; Fungi; Ascomycota; Eurotiomycetes; Eurotiales; Aspergillaceae. The record is from RefSeq and is a predicted model, not a curated record. The transcript has 2 exons.